This is a messenger RNA of Medicago truncatula (barrel medic), 1139 nucleotides long. RefSeq lists its product as uncharacterized. The record is from RefSeq and is a predicted model, not a curated record. NCBI's taxonomy places the organism in Eukaryota, Viridiplantae, Streptophyta, Magnoliopsida, Fabales, Fabaceae. The transcript has 3 exons. The coding region runs from base 107 to 715 and encodes 202 amino acids.
ACGAGGGACGCAUUGUACUACUACAGUUCCAAUCUUGAUCACAUUUAAUUCAGUUUUGUAUCCUCCAACUAACUCAAAAUUGAGUUCUUCGAUCUGAACUGAAAAGAUGGCAGAGAAGGAAAACGGAGUUACAGUAGAACAAGAGAGCUUCAACAAAAAGAAGAUAUACGACGUCGUUCAGAGUUUGAUAUUAGAACCUUGUGAUACUGCAAAUCGAAUCAAAACCUCACUCUCUCCUUACAUUCCCGAAGCUUCUAGAAACUACACUCGCCGUGUUCUUCGUUGGUCUCGUCAAGGCUCUUCCCUUCGACCUCUCCUUCUCAUUUCGGUUGGGACAAUUGCUCUUGUUGCCUUGACAGGACUCCUUACCUUUAUGCUUCUCCUUCUGGUUGCAACUAUCAAUGCCAUCAUCGUCUCUCUUUUCAUUUCUUUGGCGGUAGCCGGAGGAUUCUUGGCUCUUUUCUUUGCUUUAGUGACAGCAAUAUAUAUUGGAGCAUUAUCAGUAGCCAUAUUUGCAAUUUCGACGGUUGUGUUUUGGACAACCGUGGCUAUUCUGAUAACUGCAGGAUGGGUUGGAUUCUUUUGUACUGCAUGGUUAAUAGCUAGCAAGAGCCUUGGAUUUGCAAAACACUCAUUUAGCGUGAGCGGCUCAGCAAUUUCAAAUUAUUCUGCUGCUUGGGGUAGCCGCAACCUUUCACACAAACAUUCUGAUUAGGAGCUGAUCACAGGCAGGAGCUUAUGUGUUGAGUUACAUGUGGAUGCUGUGAAAUAGCAAAAACUUCUUCUGUCGACUGGAAUAUUCCCAAAUCCCACUCACUGUUUGGUUUCGAUGGCUAUGAUUAUGUUUGUACUUAUGAGCUGAGAGCAGUGUUGAUAAAAUAUGCUGGUUGUAUGUAUUGUGUUACACAAUUAAGGGUUGAAAAAGUAUUGGCUUUUCUUUGUUAGCCUACGUUAUUACCUGGUAUUGUACAACUUAAAGCAUGCAUAAAAUUGCAUUUGUGUGGUUAAUAAUGUAAUUUUGAAAUGUUUGUAGUUUAUUGAUGUGCUUGUAUGAACAAAAGUGUAUAUGCGAUAUUAAUGUAGCUAGCCAUCAUCAUAAAGAAACAGAUGUGAAAACAUCGGGUAUUCAGUUGAAACCA